Molecule: messenger RNA, 11651 nt
Organism: Pelobates cultripes (western spadefoot toad)
Lineage: Eukaryota; Metazoa; Chordata; Amphibia; Anura; Pelobatidae
Source: the annotation of a GenBank genome assembly
AUGUGUACGAACAAAGCUGGCAAUGCCUUGUUGCCAUUAGCAACUAACAACCAAGAAGCUGUUUCACAUCAUUGCAAAGCUGAGGCCGAAUAUUGGGAGCAGGUAACAAGCUGUGCCAGGGCCAGGGGUGCAGGGACCUCCUGAAAUAGGACUAUAUUAAUAAUAUGACAUACUGAUAGGCUGGGACAGCUGAUCAUUGGCACCAUAACUACUGUGCCAGGCUGUGCCUUGUGUGAAAUCAAAGAUGGAUGCCCCCAGUGCCCAGCCACCCAUCUGCAUGGACUCUUGUCAAUCAUGGGGAAAUAAUUUUUAAUCAUUUCCAAAUGGGUCUGCGACCAUACUACUAUUUACCUGAUAAAUAGAUAUUUUCCCCCCAAUAAAUCCACUCUGUUAAUAAAGGUCCCUUUUAAUAUUAAAUGGAAAUGUUCAAUAAUGAUAGCUAAAUGAAGGCUGUGACACAGACAUAUCCAACCUUGUGUACAUGGGAGGAUAAUGUGUAUUUUCUCUCUCUGAUGGGAAUUUACCCAACAACCACGUAGAGCAAACAUUGUAGAUUAAGAGUUUGGAGUAGGUCGGAAGGUUUGGCACUAAGUGCGAGGGAUUUUGCGGAUGGGCAUUUUUGUUAUAGUGCCCCAAACGUCCUAAAGUUAAUCUAGGAUACAAUUAAACUCCCUGCAUAGGAAGCUAUGGUCUGAUCAUAACCUUUCUAGUUCUUUAAGAUAUUUAGUGAGGAAUUGGAUUUGUAUUUGGAGCUCAGAUGUUCACAGGAGUUAUCUUGGUAUCGUUUAGCAUUCCCACCGGAAAUAGGACUCUACUCCACUUGUCCAAAUACUGUUUCUGUGAAGUCCCAGUCUCUGGCCACUACUUUUGGUUGGAGAGUGGGUUGCGGCUGCAGAAGUGCAUUUCCUGAAGACACACCACUGAUACACCAAUCUUGUUCAAUUAUUGGAAUGCUAGCCGCCUCUUAUGAAGUGUCUUGAACCCCUUUGCAUUUAAUGUAAUGGAUUUAAAGGUUGCCUACACAACACGCAUAGUUUAAACGUGAUUUCUUAUUGGAUUUGUGUGGGCUUCAGCACACCCUGACGACGUCGUGUUCACUCCCCAAAAUGCACGUCGGACGUUUAUAGCUCACUUUGCGUGAACACACUCGGUAGAUGUCAAAUCGGGUGUAUUUAUGUACAAUGUCACCUAGAAUGAGAUUUCCAGCCUAGGUUUGGUGGAUCACUCACAACAUGCGACUGUACACGGUGCACUCCUAGCCAUGUCCCUUAUAAAAUACUUUUUAACUUAACCCCUAUACUACUUUUGGUCUCCCUUGGCAGUUUAGUGGCAAGAACUAUGCCUUUCUGACUCAGUGUCUCUUCUCCCUUGUGCCGUGGAUGUUCUUUAAAUACAAUAACAAUAGCUAGUCAUGAAGAGGUGACUGCAGUAUAUGCAAAAUACAGAGAGGGAGAUUCAUCAGUGUUGUAUUCUGAAAAGUAGAGGAGAAGUCAGUGGUGGAAUAUUUCUACUGAUUGCCCUAAACUUAGUACUUUGAAUCAUGUAUUCAACAUAGCACAUUGUCAACUCUACCCCAAAGUAUAGGACAGAGCCCAUUUUAAUGAAUAAUGUGCUUCAGGUGCUGUGCCACUAAAAUCAUCUGUCCCUUUAUUGUUAUUACACAGAAUGUGUCCACAUAAAUUCUGUUUCUUCUUCAUUAAGGUGAAUACAGAAAAUGAGCGGUCUCUAUGGCACAGUUGAACCCAAUGUGAUUGAUGAUCACAUGCUUAAACUUGCCGUGGAGGAACAAGGUCCAAAAGAUGAAGCCGGAUAUAUUGCCAAGAGGGAGGGUAUUGACUUCAAGGAUGUGACCAGCCUGCAUCUGGAUUUUAAAAGUAAGCCAUUCUCUACAACUUCUUAUAGAACAUAUGGCUGUAUGUUUCAUGUAUUUUAAUGACCGAUUAUUGAUGUUAUGUAAAAAGCACCAACAUGUUCCCCAGAGAUGUACAAAUGGAAAACCAAACUUAUAGCAAUGACAAUUUUAAACAAACAAGAACAAGAGGUGUCAAGGUCCUGCUAUAACAAGAUGAAUGUAACACAAAUCUUUGAGAGACUAUCUCAGGAAGCUGGAGCAUUGGUCAUUGGAUAGAAGUUCAGCUGCAGGCUUUCAGAGAUGCAGGAAUGACCAACCGGGCCUUUCAUCUUUCCUAAGUUAACACAUGAAUACCAUUAAGCUGGAAGACAAUAUCAGAUAGAAUCCAGAAAGUAUUGAAAAAAGCUAAAUAAUAAUACAGUAUGUGAUGAUAAGAAUCUUUUCCAGAUUACGACUUUUCAUGAUAUACCUAUAAAGAACAUACUGUGUGUAAAUAUGGCAUUACAUAUAUAGACCGUACCUAUAUAGCCACCUCACGUAUGGUAGAAUCCUGAAUUUACUCUUUCUUCGGCUCCUACCCAUGUUUUUCAGACUCCUUUAUGACUCCAGUAGACUUUUCCCUAACCAUUUCCAUAUGGUGCGGUUCAUCAGACCCCAUUACUUUAAUCCUUCCUUCUCACCAAUUAUUAUUUAUAAAGCACCAACAAAUUCCAUAGCGCUGUACAAUUUGUGGACUAAAAGAAAAGUAUUUGUAAUAAGACAAGUUGGAUGCACUGGAACAGAGGGUGUUACUCAAACUAGCUUACAAUAGACCCUGAGCUCUACUUGUCCUCUCCCAUAUCCUACGUAUCACUAUUCAUUACGAUGUUCGCAUCCUUGCCUCUCCUGCAGUUGUUAGCGUAAAUUCCCAUAAUCCUUUGCCAGGAAAUUGGCUGCGUAAGAAUCAUGAGAAGUGUAGUGUGAAUAACAAAUGGAGAACCAAGGUUAGAUCACCUUUUUUUGUCUUAGAAAACCAAUGUAUGAAAGGCGAUGAAAUGACACAAACAUGUGCUUUCUUAAUCAACCCAUUCUGCUUACUCUGUAACUGUGUUCUAGAUAUCCAGAGGAUUGAUAACCUAUGGCACUUUCCAAUUCUAACAAAAUUACAGCUAGACAACAACAUUAUUGAGAGGAUUGAAGGAUUGGACACCUUGGUGAAUUUAACUUGGCUUGGUGAGAUUCUGAGGCAUUUUGGGUUCAAGAUGUUACAGCGCUGCGUAAGGUUAAAUGUUACGAAGAAUAGCUGAGGCCUUAUCACUUCUCAUAGAAUUGCAACUUUAUAAAAUGUUACCAGCUUUUAUACCUACCUGAAAUUGGUGCGUUCAUCUAUAUUGGCUUUUCCCUCUGAAUAAGGAUUAUUCUGCUCUUUUUAAAUGCCAUAGCAACCGAUCCUUGAAUAUAAAAAAAAUACACUACAGCUUUUACCUGUGUCAGAGUCUGUUUUACUGGCCAGUCGAAUACUCUAAACACUAAGUAAUCCACGUCAUCAGAAUGUGGCUGUGCUGUAUUGUUCUGAUUUAUUUAUAUCCUUGCAGAUUUGUCAUUUAACAAUAUCGAAGUGAUCAGUGGCCUUGAUGCCUUGACUAAAUUGGAAGAUCUCAGCUUGUACAAUAAUAGGAUAUCUGUGAUCGAGAACAUUGGCCAUCUGAAAAACCUCCAAGUCUUGUCCCUGGGCAACAACAACUUGUCCUCCCUGGAAAAUGUAAGCCUGCAACAGGUGGAAAAUGUGGAGUUUGUGUAUAGAUCAUGCCCCUGCAGUCUGCUCAUUUCUCUACCAUUGAGGAGUUAAAUAAUUUUUUUACUGUUUAUGCAGACCUAGUCACACCUUCCCUGGCUGUGACUCAUGCAGCCCGCAUGAAAAUAAGGGUUUCAUUGUCAGUCAGACAUUAAUUUCCUUUAGACGUUUUUAUCUCCUGCUCUGUAUGUUGAACUUUAAUCACACAUAGGAUACUCCUGAAGGGUCUAUCAAGCUAUUAACAGUGCAGAAGAUAAAUUCUAAAUUAAACAGACUGUGCAAUAAAGGAAGUGUAAACAUUAGAUCUAUCUUUACAGGAAGUAUUUAGGAAGGCUGUGUAAGUCGCAUGCAGGGAGGUGUGACUAGGGCAGCAUAAACAAAGUUAUUUAACUCCUAAAUGGCAGAGAAUUGAGCAGUGAGACUGCAGGGGCAUGAUCUAUACACUAAAACUGCUUCAUUGAGCUAAAGUUGUUUUAGUGACUAUAGUGUCCCUUUAAUGUUCUUUUUUUUUUUUUUACAAAACAGUUAAUUGUGAGAAAUUGAAAAAUUCAUUAUAACAUUUAUGCCUAAGUAAAUGAAUAGGAAAAUAAAUUUUUUUCAACUCACUGUUAAGUAAAUAGCGCCCAGAUUGGCCACUAAGCUGAAAGCAGGUACAUGUAUGUUACCCAAUUUCUUUUCCCCUGCACACCAGCUCAUCUACCUGCGAAGGUUCAAGGCGUUGCGGUCAUUAAGUUUAAAUGGAAAUCCGCUGUCAGAAGACGAACAAUACAAAAUGUUCAUUGCUGCUCAUCUUCCAGAUCUAGUGUAUUUGGAUUUCAGACUACUGGACGAGAACAUCGUAAGUUAAAAGAGUAACAUUAAAAACCUCCUUCUUCAUAAAAGUGUAUCAACGAAACUGUUAAUACCUCCCGACCGAUUCCUCUCUUGGAACUGUCAUUAGUCUAAUACUAUCCUUACCUUUUUGUGUUAUUUUACCCCACUCCCUCUAGCAUGUAAGCCCAUUGAGCAGGGCCCUCAACCCCUCUGUUCCUGUGUCCAACUUGUCUGGAUACAACUACAUGUGUGUUCGUCCACCCACUGUAAAGCGCUGCGGAAUUUGUUGGCGCUAUAUAAAUAGUAACAAUAAUGUGAGAAAUAUCAGCUACUUUGAAAGCUAAUGUUGCAACAUUUGAAGAUGAUUUCAUUUGUAAGAUCUUGUAUCAUAGGGAGACAUUAAUAACCGCCGUCUUGUAUGAUAGAGACACGAACCAUGUCCAUCUUUAAUCACAGAGAGAAAUUGCCAACGUGAAGUUCCAAUAUUCCAUUGAGGAGCUGAGUCAAAACGAGAAACUGGAACAGGUCAAGCAAGAUAAAGAGGAACAAAAACGUCGGGAGUUGGAUUCACACAAGGUACACUGUAACACUCGCCAUGACAUGUUAAAUCUCCCCUGUGCAUGAUCCGACGGGGAAUCUAGCAUUAUAUAAAAAUCAUCCACAUUUGCCCUAAUAUUUACAUGCAACAAAAUUCCUCAAGAAUAGUUUGAUCACUGUCAAAUUGUGCCUUAGGUGGAGAAGAACUUCUUUUUAAACAUGGAUGCUAACUGUAUCACAGUCAUAGCAUUUAACUUACGUUAACAAUGAAAUAUAAAUUCCCAAUGCCUUUUGAUCUAUCAGUUUGGAUAAUGCUGUCUAUAGAUCAAAUUAGUUCUCUUUAACCUCUUAAGGACACAUGACAUGUGUGACAUGUCAUGAUUCCCUUUUAUUCUAGAAGUUUGGUCCUUAAGGGGUUAAAGCAAUCCUAAAGCACAUUUAAAUAACUAGUGUAUGUGAUUUAUCUGUAGCCACAUAAAUUGGGUGUCUGGUAGUGUUAAAGUCAUUGUAUUCAUCUCUCUGUCUAUACAUCUAUUUUUUUUAUGGUUUAGGCUGCCUAUGUUGAAUUCCUGAAUGGCCCAUUCUUUUUUGAAAGCAUAUAUGCGGAAGAUGUAGAAGGUUUGAAGAUAGCCAGCCUUCCAGGUGUAGCGGAAUUAGUGGACUUAUAUCCUUUGUUAAAGAUGUUUGUUGCAACUUGAUGAAAAUCAGAAAUUUACCGAACAAUUAAUUGUAAUGAAUGAAUGAAUCUCUCUUUCUCGUGAUUAUCUAAGAAAAAUCAGAAUGUUAUAUAGCUAACAUUUUAAUAGUGUUCGAGGAAUUAAGGUCCAUGGUGUUGAAGUCAUAUACUUUCGUAAUAAUAUGAAGAUGGAAGAUUUUACUAAAUAAAAACCAAAACAACAUUUUGUUUGAAAAUGUUGAUGAAAUAAAUGCCAGAUCCAGUUUAUGAUCAGAUUUUCCAAAGAUAACAUGAAUUAAGAGAAGUGUUGAAGAGUUUUUGUGAAAGCGCUUUGUACUACUUACCCUUUAAUCAAUGAAAGUUUCACGCUUUCUGCCAAGUAUUACUCUUGAACUCUCGUUUCAUGCAUUAGGUGUGUCUGUUAUAUCUUCAUCUAUACAAAACUCUAUAUGGCUUGAAGGCUGCACAGUCUCUUAUCUCGUUUUCUUCUUCAGUCCUGGAAAUUGGUGGCACCGGGUUAUGACAUCAUAUUCCAGCAACAAGUCCACCACUGACACGUCUGGUUUUUAAUGUAACCAUGAACCUUGUUUACAUUUUCACACAGUUUUUUUUGUUUUGUUUUUUUACAUAUUAUCACUGUUCUCACUAAGAACCAAUUUACUUUCAUGCGGGUGCAACACUGAAAUGUAAAGAAACUGAUCACAAAGUAAUGCAAACAGCUGUGAUCCCCCCCAAUAAAGCUGGACUUUUACCUACUGAUCCUCUCCCAUAAAUUAUCUCGAAGGGAACACAGUGUAUAUCUCAAUGUGUGUUUUCUUGGUUUUCUGAUUGUCAUUGAACAUUCGUUGUCAUUUGUAGCUAUGGCUUAUCUAGUCUACUUUACACACAAGGACCUGGGUCACCUGUCGUCUUUGGGGAAUUACAUGCUGUGAACAAAGUUUGGAUUCCUUAACCCAUUUCUUACAUACAGGACUAAAUGCACAGCAGUUUGCCAGGCCAUUUUUGAUUACGGCAUUAAACAUCAUGGGGUGCGGACGGCAGAGGAGGCCCUUUUUAAUGAAUGUCUGCAGGAGGCAGUUUGUGAAAACCAGACGAUGGGAGUUAAGAAAAUCAAAGAGUUUGAGGAAAAGAACUCUGAGGUAUGGGAUGGCAUAGAGCUAUGAUGGCUAAUCUUCAAACACUGGAUUGUGAAAAACUGGGAUAGAGACUGUGAGAUUCUGAAAUGAGGCCAAGAGCCACUGUCUUACUUUAUCCAAGUCUAUGAUAUAAAAGCUGUAUUUACAUGGCAUUUCAUCUGCUCUGUUAUGUUCAUUUACAGGUUCUCAAUGAACUGACCCACAUCACUGACCAACAGAAGAUCGAUGAUACAAUCUUCCAGUAUAAUCAGGACAUUAACCAGCUGUCGGAAUCCUUGCUGGCUCUGGAGCUGCAGCUAGUGAAACAAAUAGAGGUAAGACGAGACCGUGUACCCUUGUGUGACAGCGCUAGUUGCUCUUUUCUGUAUUCGUAAUUAUAAAAAAUAUAUUUUCUCUCUGGACAGGACAUCACCAAGGAUUAUGAAAGAAAUAUCACUGAUAUGACCUCAACUUUCCUGGAAACUAUACAAGGCUUAUAUCCUUUCUUUGCUUUAUAGAAUUGUUUUGUAAGAUAUAGAAAUACACACACAACAUUAGUCACUAAAGUAUGAACUGCCAGGAAGUCAAUGUAAAUGUACAAUUGUAGGCCAAAAUAGGCAAACUGCAAACAUGUCUGACUUGGAAUAUAUUUUUCCAAUUUGACUAUUGUGGGCUAAAAUGUCAAAGUCAAUUUAACUUUUAGGCCAAAAUUGCUGAAUUAAAAAAAAUGUCUUAUUCGGCUAUUUUUAGAUUGGUUUAGAUUUGUAAAUCCUUUGACAUUUCUUGAGACUUCCCAGUUUAGUGUGUUGAGGCUAAAUAAUUCUAUUUGGUGAUCACCAAAAUACAUAUAGAUAUGUACUGAAAAUUUAUUUUAAUACCCGUGACCAGGCUUAUUUUUCUGUACGUAGCCCAGGUUUAGGUUGCACAAUGUGUCUAGUGUUAGAGAAAGGGUAAGAUAUAACUUAGAUACCCAAUGAUUUAAUACAUUUUGUGAGCUAUAACAUGCUUCCAGAACACAAGCUUUAAAGGCUUUUUCUUACUCUAGAUGUAUGGAUAGUUCUUACAGUGCAUUAUCAACCCUCAGUGUCACCCACACACUUUAUUUCAGUCCCUUAACCUCCACCUUUACCAUGACGCAAAUCCGAGACAUGGAGAAUGAACAUCACGAGAAGCUCCAAGAGAUUGGUAUCAACUUGCUGGAGAGGGUUAUCAAGGGAGAGAUGGACGAGGACAUGGCCGAUGAUCUCAGAGCGGUAUGUCCCUCACUCCCAACUCAGUCACCUAUUUGACUAGUUUAAAUGAUAUAGUUUUAAAAGUGGUGCAAUCACCGUGAAUAUUCCAGCUAAUUGAUCCACCAUUAGAAUGUUGCCUUAAAGGACCACUCUAGGCACCCAGACCACUUCAGUUUAAUGAAGUAGUCUGGGUGCCAGGUCCUUCUAGGGUUAACCCAUUUUUUCAUAAUUAUAGCAGUUUCAGAGAAACUGCUAUAAUUAUGAAUGGGUUAAGCCUUCCCCCUAAUCCUCUAGUGGCUGUCUCAUUGACGGCCACUAGAGGCGCUUGCGUGCUUCUCACUGUGAAAAUCACAGUGAGAGCACGCCAGCGUCCAUAGGAAAGCAUUGUAAAUGCUUUCCUAUGAGACCGGCUGAAUGCGCGCGCAGCUCUUGCUGCGCGUGCGCAUUCAGCCGGCGGGGCGUAACGGAGGCGGAGAGUAGGAGGAGAGCUCUCCGCCCAGCGCUGGAAAAAGGUAAGUUUAAACCCCUUUCCAGAGCCGGGCGGGAGGGGGUCCCUGAGGGUGGGGGAAAACGAGUAUGUUUUCCUGGCACUAUAGUGGUCCUUUAAAACUGCUCUUAAUAUAAGUCUAUAUUCAUUAUUAUCAAAUAACAUCUUAAUCUUAGAGGGAGCCACUUGAAUGCAUUAUGUAUAUACUGCAAUAGAAAAAACAGAAGCAGCUGGCAAAUCCCGGACAAGAAAAAGGCUCCAUCAGUCAACCACCUCUUCCAUAAAACCUCCAUACAUCAGAGGUUUAUGGGAUAUGUAGUUCAGUCACUGGCUGCCGUUCCAUUCAGGAUCUAAUGUGUAGAGGAAGCAGUUCCUGCUAGAGUCAAAUGGGAGGCUUGUGCUGGGUACAUAUGUUACUAACUAGUAGCACGUUGCUAAUUAUUCCUAAAUACUGAUCUAAAUAUCUGACACCCAUAUUUACUGUCUUGGCAGCUUUUUGCUGAUAAGGAUACAAUCAUGAAUGCAUUAAGUUCCUCCCACGAAAUCCACUUGCUGAAAAUCGAUAAUCGUGAAGACGAUAUUGUUACUAAAAUCAACAACUGGUCAACUAGCCUUAGCACAAAGGUAAGAAGCCUUGGGAUCCGGAUUCCAACUCCUAAAAACUUAACUGGCACACGUGCUCUCUUUUUCUCCUUUUUAACUUCUUCUGUUCCUUAUCCUUUAUUGAACAAAAAAAUAAUAUAUUAUUAUACCUGAAAGCUUGUUAUUGGGCACAGGGGCAUGUGAGAGGGAACAAGUCCCUGUGUCCAACAACAUCUCACCCUUCUAACCAGCGAGCCCUUGUGCCCAUAAAUCUUGUCUUCGUAGUGAGGAACAUCCAAUUGUCUUACCAGAAAGUUAAUCUCCCACAAACCUAUGCUCAGAUUAGGUUACGUGAAAUGAAGUCCAACAUUCCCAUCACAGCUUCUUUUAGCUUCCUGAAUAGCUUCAUUCAUGUUUUUUUAUGAAUGAAACUAAUCUUGAAAAUGCAUGUGUGUAAAUGUGGGUCUGUAGAGACCCUUCACAAAUCACAGAAUUUCUGCAGCAACACGGUUAAAAUAAGGAAAGCAAUCUAUCCACCAAUGCAACAAAGAUGGAUGUGUUGGAAAAGUAAGAGAUAGGGACUUUAUCUGUGGUACUGGCUAAUUAAAUUCUUAAUUGAUCAAAUUCUUUGUAUCAUGUUCCCCAAGGUGCAUAAAGAUGAACUGCUAAGAAAUCGCAAGCGAGUGGCUGAAAUCAACAAGUUCAUGGAUCACCUGCAUGACGAGUUGGACAAUCUAGAAAUUCAUGAUCAGAUAUGACCACUAGCACGGUCACCCAUUGCCAGUACGUGCUAAUUAUCCCUGCAGGGCUGGAAACAAAUGGAAGGGACUUGGAAACCUUCUCAGUAAAAAGAAGGUGGUUUAUGGUUUUAUAGACUGAUGUUUUCUGCUGCCAAAGAUCUGCAUUAAAAGCUUUUAUGCAGGAUUAUUAAUGAUCUGUAUUCACCAUCACAUUCUGGAAGGGCAAAGGGCAAGCAGGAUGAAACUCAACUGAUGCAUUUGAUCAGACAAUUUCUAUAAAGAGUUUUCUAUAAAUAAAUACACAGUUUCAAUGAUGUUCAUUAUUCUUAGUAUUGCAAAUCAAAUUAUUACAAUACUCAAAGACUGUUAUAUUUAGGUUACACAGUGAUAUAGCUCAUGUUAUAUUAUUUAUUAGUAUGGUAUUACAGGACCAGCUGCACCUGUAAUCAGUAUCUUUCCCUAUGCUGUUUGUGUUUAUCCGUGUUUUUACAUCUAAAACGGACAUUACUGGCAUUUGUCAGUGCAGGAUGCAUGCAUCAAUUAAGCCACUAUUCUUGCUACUCGGAUCAGCAUAAUAUUCUAAUAUUUGUGAAACACAAGUAAGGUAGAAAGACUCAAAUGUAAAGAGAGUAUACGAUGCUUUGAAAUGAUUCAAGUGCUUUAAAGCAAAGUUGUACCUGAUAGAGAAACAUAUCAAUCUAAAAGUGGCCAAAAGGUAGAUCCACUACUUUUGUUAAACUGGAAAUACUACAGGGGUGUCUUCCUUUUGAUUAACCUUGGAUAAAUCAACUUCCUUAUCGAACAGCACAGAUUCCUCUCCCUUGCUCAUGUUCACAAGCUUAAAAUGCGUUUAAAGUGAGGAUAUGGUUGUGUCAGAGUUUGCAAUGGCUGUUGCUUGUGUGUGUUCCAUAGACAAAAUUCCUAUCAGUCACUAGAAACUCUUACAGAUUGCGUACUUGCAAGAACUCUACAAAAUGAGUUUUUCUUUUGUUGUAGUUAAUUUGGAAUGUCCUUUUAAAAGGGUAGAAUGUGUGGCAUUUCCAUUGUUCGUGAGACAAAGCACAGGGCAUAAAUAUUUUUGAAAUAUCACAAGGGCAGAAUAAUUAAUUAUAUCUUACAAAACUAUUCACUUUACCAGGAAUUGCUGAGAAUUGAUAUAAGUACCUACCAAUUUUAUUGCAGUUUAGUGAAUACACCCCUAUAUGUAAAUCUUUGUUUAUCUCAAAAGGUCACUCCGAACUCUGAUCUGCAGUACCAACAUUCUGGAACCAAAAUAGUGACUUUGUUUCCCACAGUAAAGCGCGUUUGCCUUCAGUUCAUUAAAGGUAUGGCACAAACAGAGUUUACCAAGUGCAGAUUACCCAUAAAGGUGCAAUGAAUAAUCAGUUGUAUUUUGUCACCUUUUAAUUUUGUUGGGAUGUUCAAUAAAUGCAAUCCAGGACAGGAAUAGAAAGAUCCUUGAUUGGCCAGUGUUCUUAAUAUCAACCAUUAUGGCCGAGCAAUGUUGAUGAUUACAGCUUUUCGCUGUAAUCAUAAUGAUUCACAGUGCACACCUAGAAAUCACUUACUAGGAUUGCACCAUUUUAAAUUAUGUAACAAAAUUAUGUUUUCAAUAGUUUCCACCAGUGAAUUAGAGUCACUGUCAGGAGGCCCUGGAGGGUAGUACGAUCUCAGUUGCAUGUGUAGAUAUCCCAGCAUGGAGUUAGUCUUGCAGGAGUUUGUGUUUGACAGUCGAGCUUUCUGAGCAGAGGUGAACAAACAGGACGCCUGCGGCUGUGCGAGCACUCAAUUCUUGCAGGUCAUAUUCGUGAACCCACUCUACGUUUCCCCACUGCCCGAUCUG